Messenger RNA from Ziziphus jujuba (common jujube), 4089 nucleotides. Its product is annotated as histone-lysine N-methyltransferase ATX4. The record is from RefSeq and is a predicted model, not a curated record. Gene Ontology annotation, molecular function: protein binding. Lineage: Eukaryota; Viridiplantae; Streptophyta; Magnoliopsida; Rosales; Rhamnaceae. The transcript has 23 exons. Bases 602 to 3865 code for a protein of 1087 amino acids. Gene Ontology annotation, biological process: regulation of transcription by RNA polymerase II.
CUCUCUCCCUCUCUCUUCUCUCUCCUCUAUGCUCUGUCACCACUCACCCGCCCUAUAACUCUUUCUCAAAAUUUUCGAUAAAAAUUAAAAAGCUUUCCAAAACUCUAAUUUUUACUUAUUUUUCCAUUUUAUUAAACUUCAAUUUGUUUAUUUAACUUUUUUUCAUCUUCUCUCUCUUUCUAUCUGUGCUCUGAAGCAGUUAGGGACGAAAAAAAAAAGUUCAUCGAACAGAUCCCUAUUUCUCUUUCAAACUCUUUCGAGAAAUUUGAUCCUUUUUUCCUCAUUCGCUGACACUUCGGUCACUCAAUUUUCCAUUCCUGUUCUUUAGAUUUUACUUUCUUAGUUCUCUGUUUGUUACUUGGGGAAUAGAAAAAAAAAAAAAAUAGAAAGAAAAGAUAAGAAAAGUUUGAACCAAACUCGUUAUCCUCUGAAUUGCUCUGUUUCUGAGAAUAUCUGGAAAUUAGGGUUUAUGGGUGUUCCGAGAAUUGGGGUUUUGAUGUGAAAUCGAAAGGAUUUUGGGGGUACUAUUAUGCGAGCGUUGAGAUUUAUAGAAGCAUUUUGGAAUCGAGGAUUCGUUGGGGUUUUCUGAAUUUCUGCGAUAAUGAUAAUUAAGCGGAAUUUGAAAUCCCAAAUGCCGAGUCUGAAACGGUGCAAACUUGGAGACUCAGCGGGUGAGGACGACGACAACACUUCCAGGAAGAAGAGGAAGACUAAUGGGUAUUACCCUUUGAAUCUGCUCGGCGAGGUCGCCGCCGGUAUAAUCCCCGCGAGCCUUCAUGGGUUUAUCGGCUCUGUUGCGGCCGAGAAGGGCUUCUCUGCUUCGUGGUGUACACAAGACUCGUGUUUCCCUGAAGUGGAGUCUAAAUCAAAGGGUCGAGAUUCGACGAGAAGGAAGAUUAAUGGGAAGGUGGAGGUUUCACGGCCACCUCUUGUGAGAACUUCGAGGGGUCGAGUUCAGGUACUUCCUUCUCGUUUUAACGAUUCAGUCAUUGAGAAUUGGAGGAAAGAAAGUAAGACUAGUUUGCGUGAUUAUGUUUUUGAUGACGAAGUUGAAUGUAAGAAGGAUAAAUUUAGCUUUAGAACGCCAAAAACUUGUAGUGUAAAUACCAAAAAGAUGCGAAAUGAGGAGAGAGUUGGAUAUAGAUAUAGGAAAUAUUCCACAUUGUGCGAUGACGAGGAUGGUGAGGAGGAUGGUUACGUGGGCUCUAAGAAUUUUGAUGUUAGAAAAUAUUCGAGUUCGAGGAGUUCACUUACAUCGGUGCAUGAGCAACUGGUUGAAGAUGAGAAAUGCCCAGCUGACGCAAAUGAGGAACUAGUUGAUUUGGUUGGAGGUGAGAGGAUUUUGGAAGACAGUGGCGAAAGGAAAGACGGGUCGUAUGGACCUGAAGACUUUUAUUCUAGUGAUAUAGUGUGGGCAAAGCCAGGGAAAAAAGAGCCUUUUUGGCCUGCCAUUGUCAUCGACCCGAUGUCACAAGCACCUGAGCUAGUUUUGAGGGCUUGCAUAGCUGAUGCGGCUUGUGUGAUGUUCUUUGGGUACUCUGGUAAUGAAAAUCAAAGGGAUUAUGCGUGGGUUAAGCGGGGGAUGAUUUUUCCAUUUAUGGAUUUUGUAGACAGGUUCCAGGGGCAGUCUGAAUUGAAUGACUGCAAGCCAUGUGAUUUCCAGAUGGCAAUAGAGGAGGCGUUUUUGGCUGAACAAGGUUACACGGAGAAAUUGAUUGCUGAUAUAAAUAUGGCUGCUGGGAAUCCAGCGUAUGAUGAAUCUAUUCUAAGAGGGGUUCAAGAGGCUACUGGUUCAAACCAGGAUCCAGACUGUCACUUUCUGAACCAGUAUAUGGCUGGAAAGAAAACGGAGCCACGAGCCUGUGAUGGCUGCGGCUCUAGUCUUCCGUUCAAAAUGUCAAAAAAGAUGAAGGCUUCAACUCCAUCAGGCCCUUUUUUCUGUAAAACAUGUGCUAGGUUAACAAAAUCGAAGCAUUAUUGUGGCAUAUGCAAGAAGAUUUGGAAUCAUUCGGACAGUGGAAGUUGGGUUCGCUGUGAUGGUUGUAAAGUAUGGGUGCAUGCCGAAUGUGACAAAAUUUCAAGUAACCUUUUUAAGAAUUUGGGUGGCACUGAUUAUUACUGCCCUGCUUGCAAAGCAAAGUUUAAUUUUGAAUUGUCAGAUUCAGAAAGGGGACAACCAAGAGUAAAAUGGAGCAAAAAUAAUGGUCAGUUGGUGCUGCCUAGCAAGGUUACAGUUCUCUGCAAUGGUGUGGAAGGCACAUAUUUUCCAAGUCUUCACUCAGUUGUUUGCGACUGUGGCUCCUGUGGCUCACGAAAGCAAGCACUUAGUGAAUGGGAGCGACAUACAGGUUCCAAAUCAAGAAAUUGGAAGACAAGUGUUAGGGUGAAGGGUUCCAUGCUGCCACUGGAACAAUGGAUGUUGCAGUUGGCUGAGUAUCAUGCUAGUGCUCUUGUGUCUGUUAAACCUCCUAAACGACCUUCUAUAAAAGAACGAAAGCAGAAAUUGCUUACUUUUUUGCAAGAGAAGUAUGAACCUGUUUAUGCUAAGUGGACAACAGAGCGAUGUGCAGUGUGUAGAUGGGUUGAAGAUUGGGACUAUAACAAGAUCAUCAUUUGCAACAGAUGUCAAAUAGCUGUUCAUCAGGAAUGCUAUGGUGCAAGACAUGUUCGAGAUUUUACCUCAUGGGUUUGCAAAGCAUGUGAAACUCCUGAAAUCAAGAGAGAAUGUUGCCUGUGUCCUGUAAAAGGAGGUGCUCUAAAACCGACUGAUGUUGAGACAUUGUGGGUUCAUGUUACUUGUGCCUGGUUCAGACCAGAAGUCUCUUUUGCUAGUGAUGAAAAGAUGGAGCCUGCUCUUGGAAUCUUGAGUAUUCCUUCUAAUUCUUUUGUGAAGAUUUGUGUUAUUUGUAAGCAAAUUCAUGGUUCAUGCACACAAUGUUGCAAGUGCUCCACUUAUUACCAUGCAAUGUGUGCGUCAAGGGCAGGAUAUCGCAUGGAGUUGCACAGCUUGGAAAAGAAUGGGAGGCAAAUUACAAAAAUGGUUUCAUAUUGUGCUUAUCACAGGGCUCCAAAUCCAGAUACUGUCUUAAUCAUCCAGACUCCCCUAGGUGUUUUUUCAGCCAAAAGCCUUAUUCAAAAUAAGAAAAAGGCUGGUUCAAGAUUAAUUUCAUCCAAUAGAACAAACUCCGAAGAGGUUCCAACCGUUGAUUCUACCGAGCUUGAGCCACUAUCUGCUGCAAGGUGCCGAUUAUAUAAAAGACCAAAAGAUAACAAGAAGAGAGUAGAAGGAGAAGCAGUUGCCCACCAUGUGAUGGGACAUUCCCAUCAUCCCUUGGGAGCAAUACGAAAUUUGAACUCCUUCAGAGUAAUCGAGGAACCUAAAUCAUUUUCUUCUUUCAGAGAACGACUUUACCACUUGCAGAGAACCGAAAACGAACGUGUUUGUUUUGGUAGAUCUGGAAUACACGGGUGGGGUCUCUUUGCACGUAGAAAUAUUCAAGAGGGAGAAAUGGUUCUUGAAUAUCGUGGGGAGCAGGUGAGGCGUAGCAUUGCUGAUCUGAGAGAAGCACGCUACAGACAGGAAGGCAAAGACUGCUAUCUGUUUAAGAUCAGUGAAGAAGUGGUGGUGGAUGCUACUGAUAAAGGAAAUAUAGCACGCUUAAUAAACCAUUCGUGUAUGCCCAACUGCUAUGCGAGGAUAAUGAGUGUUGGCGACGAAGAGAGCCGGAUAGUACUUAUCGCUAAGACUAACGUAUCUUCUGGUGACGAGCUAACGUAUGAUUACUUGUUUGACCCCGACGAGCCUGAUGAAUUCAAAGUCCCUUGUUUAUGUAAAGCUCCUAACUGUCGGAAAUUCAUGAAUUAGGAUACACAGUUGCACAGCCAUUGUUUCUCCGCAAGGAACACUAACCCAUCCCCCUUCUUCCGUGGGAUCUUACAGUUGCAUACUGAAUUUGUAAUUUUGUCCAGUAAAAAAGAAAAAAUGAUUAGUAUAAUCUUCUCUUUUUUUUUUCUUCCCCCUCUUUUUUCUUCCAUCAUUUUCUUUGGACAAAUCUCACAAGCUUAAUAAAAGCUUUAUAUUUGCUGGCU